AUGCCAACGUGGCAAGAUAUGCAGACGAACGUGACGUCAUCGGCCUGCACCACAGGUGCUGCAGAGGAAGAGGCAAUCUUCCCCUACAGAACCGUCUCUGCAGAUGAGACAAAACUGCAAAUAAAGACACGUGUUAGUGCAAAUAACGGCUCUCUCACAUUCAGCUCACCCGGCGCAGUGACCGCUCCAGUAGAUGCCGGCAACGACAAGGCAAUUCGUGGCGCGGUGCCACCGGUGGACUUCUUGCAGUUCUCACGGUUCAAUCUCUUCUUUCGUCUUACCUUCAUCAUUCUCCUUCAUCCUUUAUUUCUGCCAGUGCCGUUACUUCAGGGCGACUUCCGGUGUACUCCUUUGGGUUCUUGCAGACUGCAGCUGCAAGAAUUCAAAGGUACUACCCUACAGUCGCCCUUCAAACAUAGUUUCUCAAGGAUUUUGGAGACUUUGGAUGGCGCAGUGACAGCCACUCCUCCCUUUGAGCGCCCUCCUGGCAGUUCCCUAACAGCCACUCCUCCCUUUGAGCGCCCUCCAGUUCCCAACUAUUAUACUUACGAAUUUCGGGACUUUGGAUGGCAGUUAGAGCCACUCCUCCCUUUGAGCGCCCUCCAGUUCCCAACAGCCACUCCUCCCUUUGAGCGCCCUCCAGUUCCCAACUAUUAUACUUACGAAUUUCGGGACUUUGGAUGGCAGUUAGAGCCACUCCUCCCUUUGAGCGCCCUCCAGUUCCCAACUAUUCUGCUUAUUGGAACUGGGGGUUGCGCAGUGCAUGCCACUUUGGCUCCUGCUUAUUGGGACUGGGGCUCAGCGCAGUGCAUACCACUUGUCAGUGGCUCCUGCUUCUUGGAAUUGGCGGUAGUGCAGUGCAUGCCACUUGUUAGUGGCUCCUGCUUAUUGGGACUGGGGCUCAGCGCAGUGCAUGCCACUUGUCAGUGGCUCCUGCUUCUUGGAAUUGACGGUAUCGCAGUGCAUGCCACUUCCUGCUCCAACUUUUUAAUGGUGACUGCUGAACCUGCCGGUACUUUUGUGUGGCAAGUGCUCUCUAGUUAA
Suillus plorans is the source of this 1044-nucleotide messenger RNA. RefSeq lists its product as uncharacterized. NCBI's taxonomy places the organism in Eukaryota, Fungi, Basidiomycota, Agaricomycetes, Boletales, Suillaceae. The record is from RefSeq and is a predicted model, not a curated record. The transcript has 14 exons. The coding region runs from base 1 to 1044 and encodes 347 amino acids.